GUUCAUCUAGCUUCUCUUUGAUCACAUAAUAUUUUUUUAUCACCUAAUCAAACAACCACAUAGUUUCCCUCCAUGUAUAUAUUGACCACAAGAUUUUUGUUCCAUUCAUUCAAACAGUUUCAAACUCAAAUAACUAUUUCAAGACCAACCUUCAUAUAUACAUUUAGAGAGAAACAUGGGUGUUUCCCUUUUUUCAUCCCUUACAUUCCCACUUUUCUUUUUAUCAUUGAUCAAUUUUUGCACAUUUGAGCUUGCAUUAGCAGGCAUAACCAGACACUACCAUUUUGAUAUAAGGUACCAAAAUGUGACAAGAUUGUGCCACAGCAAAACAAUGGUUACAGUGAAUGGUCAAUUUCCGGGACCUCGCAUUGUAGCUAGGGAAGGAGACCAACUUCUAAUCAAAGUGGUUAACCAUGUGCAAAACAACAUUUCCAUUCACUGGCAUGGGAUUAGACAGCUGCAAUCAGGAUGGGCUGAUGGACCAGCAUAUGUGACUCAAUGCCCAAUUCAAACAGGUCAAAGCUAUGUUUACAAUUACACUAUUAAAGGCCAAAGAGGAACACUCUUUUGGCAUGCUCACAUUUCUUGGUUAAGAUCAACAGUCUAUGGUCCACUCAUCAUACUUCCCAAGAAAAAUGUUCAAUAUCCUUUUGCAAAACCUCACAAAGAAGUUCCAAUCAUAUUUGGAGAAUGGUUCAAUGCAGAUACUGAGGCAGUCAUAGCACAAGCUCUGCAAACUGGGGGAGGACCAAAUGUCUCUGAUGCCUACACAAUUAAUGGACUUCCAGGGCCAUUGUAUAACUGCUCUAAAAAAGACACAUUCAAGCUAAAGGUAGAACUUGGGAAGACUUACCUUCUACGUUUUAUCAACGCUGCUCUUAAUGAUGAAUUAUUCUUCAGCAUUGCAAAUCACACCCUUACAGUUGUUGAAGCAGAUGCAGUUUAUGUAAAGCCUUUUGAGACUAACACCAUCCUUAUUGCACCUGGCCAAACCACUAAUGUUCUUCUCAAGACCAAACCUCACUAUCCCAAUGCCACAUUCUUAAUGACUGCUAGACCAUAUGCUACUGGCCUUGGAACUUUUGACAACACAACAGUUGCUGGUAUCCUAGAAUAUGAAAUUCCAUUUAAUACUCAUCAUUCAGCUGCUUCACUAGAAAAGCUUCCACUCUUCAAACCUAUUCUCCCAGCACUUAAUGACACUUCUUUUGCAACAAAGUUCUCCAACAAGCUCAAUAGCCUAGCGAGCGCUCAAUUUCCUGCUAACGUUCCCCAGAAAGUUGAUAGGCACUUUUUCUUCACAGUAGGCCUUGGUACCAAUCCCUGCAAAAACAACAAAACUUGUCAGGGACCCAAUGGAACAAUGUUUGCAGCAUCAAUAAACAAUGUAUCCUUUAUACUCCCAACAACUGCACUUCUUCAAUCCCAUUUCUUUGGUCAAUCAAAUGGGGUUUACGCCCCUUACUUCCCAAACAGUCCCUUGCAUCCAUUCAAUUAUACUGGCACCCCACCAAACAACACUAUGGUAAGCAAUGGAACAAAGGUUGUGGUUCUUCCUUUCAACACAAGCGUCGAGCUUGUCAUGCAGGACACUAGUAUUCUUGGUGCAGAAAGCCACCCUCUCCAUUUGCAUGGCUUUAACUUCUUUGUUGUUGGACAAGGAUUUGGUAACUUUGAUUCAAAUAAGGACCCAAAAAACUUCAAUCUUGUUGAUCCUGUUGAAAGAAACACAAUUGGUGUCCCAUCUGGUGGAUGGGUUGCUAUCAGAUUUCUAGCAGAUAAUCCAGGGGUAUGGUUCAUGCAUUGUCACUUGGAAGUACAUACAAGUUGGGGUCUUAGGAUGGCCUGGAUUGUUUUGGAUGGAAAGCUCCCAAAUCAGAAGCUGCUUCCACCACCAGCUGAUCUUCCCAAGUGUUAAAUUCAACCUGAAAUUGCUUUAUUUUGUUUUAAACGUUUUGAUUUUUUUUGUUAUUCUAACACUGAGAAAUUGUUUUUCACUACUUGCUUGUAUUUCUUUUGUUGAGGCUUGACAUGAGGUUGAGGUUGCACCUUUUUCUCUUUUGGGUGAGAGAAUUAUUUAUACAAGAUGCCUUAACCAUACUAUUGUAAUCCAAUAAAUGUUUCUAAUUUGGGUUUUUGGUUUACAACUUUUAACUUUGAAAGGCCACUCAUAUUGGACUUAGCAACAA
Cicer arietinum (chickpea) is the source of this 2189-nucleotide messenger RNA. RefSeq names its product laccase-17-like. Lineage: Eukaryota; Viridiplantae; Streptophyta; Magnoliopsida; Fabales; Fabaceae. Gene Ontology annotation, molecular function: copper ion binding; hydroquinone:oxygen oxidoreductase activity. The record is from RefSeq and is a predicted model, not a curated record. Gene Ontology annotation, cellular component: apoplast. Gene Ontology annotation, biological process: lignin catabolic process.